CGUGUUUCCGGUUUGGUAUCGAAGCUAAGCGGAAGGGAGUGUCGGACACGCACACACACACAUACACAAAUACACACACUCACACACUCUCUCUCUUACUAAAACACAGAUAUAAACAGCAGAACAGGCCCCAGCAGCAGCAGCGCCCGGCUCUCAGUAGGUCAGCAUGGCGUCCAGCAGCACGAGCAGUGAGGAGGAGAGGAGUUUGCGGGAAUGUGAGCAGUACGUGCAGAAACACAGCAUCCAGCAGCUGCUGAAGGACUGCAUUGUGCAGCUGUGCACGUCCAGGCCAGAAAGACCCAUGGCCUUCCUCAGAGAUUACUUCGAGAGGCUUGAGAAGGAGGAAGCAAAGCAGAUGGUUGGCCAGCAGAAAUCCAGCUCUCGUUCGGAUUCACGUGAAGAUGAGAUUUCACCUCCCAUGAACCCUGUGGUUAAGGGCCGUCGCCGCCGUGGAGCCAUCAGUGCUGAGGUUUACACAGAGGAGGAUGCUGCUUCUUACGUCAGAAAGGUUAUUCCAAAAGAUUAUAAAACGAUGGCUGCGCUGGCUAAAGCGAUUGAGAAGAAUGUGCUGUUUGCCCACCUUGAUGAUAAUGAAAGAAGUGAUAUAUUUGAUGCCAUGUUCCCUGUGAACUACAUUGCUGGAGAGACCGUUAUUCAGCAAGGGGAUGAGGGUGAUAACUUCUACGUUAUUGAUCAGGGAGAGAUGGAUGUGUAUGUGAAUAAUGCAUGGGUGACCAGUAUUGGGGAAGGUGGCAGCUUUGGAGAACUGGCUUUAAUCUACGGCACCCCAAGGGCAGCGACUGUCCGAGCUAAAACCAAUGUGAAGCUGUGGGGCAUCGACAGAGACAGCUACAGGAGAAUACUGAUGGGAAGCACUCUGAGAAAGAGGAAGAUGUAUGAGGAAUUCCUCAGCAAGGUGUCAAUCUUAGAAUCACUGGAUAAAUGGGAGCGACUCACUGUGGCCGAUGCACUCGAAACGGUGCAGUUUGAGGACGGUCAGAAGAUUGUGGUUCAAGGCCAGCCUGGAGAUGAAUUUUUCAUCAUCCUUGAGGGUUCUGCUGCAGUUCUGCAGAGGCGCUCUGAAAAUGAGGAGUUUGUGGAGGUGGGCAGACUCGGACCCUCAGACUACUUUGGUGAAAUUGCUUUGCUGAUGAAUCGCCCUCGUGCUGCCACCGUGGUCGCCCGCAGCCCACUGAAGUGCGUAAAGCUGGACCGCCCUCGAUUCGAGCGUGUGCUGGGGCCAUGCUCAGACAUACUGAAGAGGAAUAUCCAGCAGUACAACAGCUUUGUCUCACUGUCUGUCUGAGUCGAAGCCGCCCUGGCCACUUCCUCUUUUUAUCUAACGCAGGGUCCACCAAUGCAGAUCGCUUUAUUUUCUUACUUUUCUUUCAUAUGUUUAUUUUACUCACUCCCAGGUGCCCAUUCAGUUCCCUUCUCCGGUACGUAUUCCGUCCUGUGUUUGGGCUGCUUAUUUAGAAAGAAUAUGAGUCCUCACUAAGGAGACUGUAAAACUGAAGUUUGGUCUUUGACGUGUCAUUGUUGUAAAGCGAGGGAAAGAAUAGGAGGGUCUCCUUUUUUCAGAUCUACUUAUGAAAGAACACAAAACUGUAUUACAGUGUUUAUGAUGGUGUUUGUAACAUACAGUCUUAAAUAUAUAGGUGCUGCAAAGAGUUAUUUGGGCAAUGCCAUAGUAGGAUAUUUUUUGUAAAAUAGAUAAAUCUAUAGGAAUUAUUUAAUGUAAAGGAUCUUUCCCAUUUAAAGGUUCUUUACAAAAAUUACAAAAGUGUGUUUUCAGAUGGUAUUACUCAAAGCCCCCUGUGUAGAACCUGUAUUUUAGGACUUUAAGGCUAGGAACUGCUGGGUACAUCUGGGAAAGUGUCCUGUUUGAACCAUGGGAAAGUAUUUCGCCUUUCGUUUUCUUCUGCAUCAUUUGACUAUAGUUAAGCCAAAGGCAAAUCUGCUCUAUGUUGUGUUUGAGUUCCGUCAGUUCCGUUAGUUUUGUCAAGGGUACUGAAGUUUUAAACAUCACCAUAGUUACCAUGGUGAUCAGCUUUGCUCUUUUCUUGUUGUAGGUGCACAUAUAUAGCAUAUGUAAAUGAUUAUAAUAUAUUAAAAGUAAAUGACCAUAAUCAUAUUUUUUGCACAGUUUGGUAUACAUAUAUAAAUAUAUAAAUUUAAAUAUAAAAAUCUAUAUAUGCUCCUGCUAUUUCACAUUAUUGUUAUUGCUGGUCCAAGUGGUUCUCUCUUUGUUUUUCCACUCACACCAUUUAUCUCACAGCUUUUUCUCUCAUUUACCUCACAUUGCUUUUUGUGUUGAUAUUACCUAAAAUAUAUUGACAAGCUUUAAUUUUAAUGAAGUAUUUGUUGGAUUUUGGUGGAUGUGUGUCAAACAUUUCAGUUUAUACAUAGUUUAGAUGUGAUUAAAGCUACACAGAGGGAAGAAGGUUUUUUUUAGCUUGUCAAACAAAUUAGCACAUAUACAUUUGAGUGUUUUUGUUUUCAAGUGUAGUCAUUCAUUUUAAAGGUACAAUUAAGAUUUAUCAAGUACUGGCUUGUUAACUUGAUUAGGCGUUUCACUAUUCUGCAUUCUGCUUUUAUUGUUUUCUCAUAUUUUGUUUUUUUUUUUCUAAGAAAAAAAUGUGGCUCAUAGUCAAACCAGUCAAAGUCUUAAGAGCUUUAGUAUUAAAUGAUAUCAGAUGACAUCUUGAACAUAUGUUAUUCUUUUGCUGUACGCCAUCAAGCUGAAUGUGUGCGUAUUGCCAUUGCGAUAUUUCAGAACAGUUUGUGUUAAGGAACUGGUUACGAGGUUAAUGCAACCAUCUAGUUCACAGGCUGGAAGUUUUCUGUUCCACGCUGUGGUGCUUUCCAAUGCAGUGUUACCAUUUGCUGAAGCUUUUGUUAAAUAUUUUAAAUGUUGUGACCAGGAAUUGCUGUUUUGUUUUAAGUAAAGUGUGUGUAGGCUUUCAACUGAGUGAUAUGUGAUUUCUGUGUGUUAGACCCCUUUAGACCCUUCUACCAAAAUACAUCUAUGUAGGGUCAGUGUAAUGAAUUUAAUUUUUGAAAGUGCCUGAUUUUACUUUGUAACUGUUAGCAAUUUUCUUUCUUUUUGAUUCUAUACUGUGCUGUUGAUAAGCACAGAUUCAAGGUGUGUGUUGACUUCAGUGUCUUUUUAUUGGUGUCUUUAACAGUGUAAGGUUGACAACCUUUCCACAGCGCCAACAUUUCCCUGGCUAAAUACUGUAAAGAUCUUUCUUUACUUCAGUUCGUAGCUUUGUCAUGCUUUGGUCAGUUCUUGUAAAGAAUUAUUGGAAAUGAGUUUGUUUAUCAUUUAAAGCUUGCGAUCAGUUUUCCACAGGUGUUUCAAGAAAUUGAAUUAGUGAAACAUUUUAAUCAAGGACAUGUUUACCCUGUCUUUUUUUGUAGUGGUAAAGAUUGACACCCGCAGGUCAUAUCAUGUGUUUUAAUAGUGUAAUUAUAACUGCCUAUCAUAUUAUUUGGUGUAAACGGGCAGAACUAAUCUUGGAGUGGGAAAUCCAGGUAGAUAAAGGUGUGAUUCUGCAGUGUUUAAAUUGAAAUUCUAUCAGUGUUUAAUCAUAAAUUGUUGAUUUCUAUUUUUAUAUCAUUCAGCUCCACUUUGGCUAAUUUUUUGUCGGUCAUGAAGGGGCAUUUGUAUUAGCAUAAAUGGUACCCUUGGAAAGUGGUCAUGUUUUUAGCUUUUUUUCUCAAAAUAAAACCCAUUCUUUUGUAUUUUGCUAGUUUUUCCAUACUUACAGUCCAGAUUCGACCUUGUAUAUUGUUACAACCAAAUUAACCAGGCAUGCUAAUGUGGCUAACAGCAAAAAAAAGCUAGCUAGCCAUUGUUUAGCAUGGCUAGUGGUUAGCAUUUAGCUUAUUUGUCAGCAUUUGAUUAACCCUUCCUUCAAACUAUAAAAGCCCCAGUACACACACAUACACACCUUUAUACAGCUCUGUGGUUUGUAAAGCCUUCAGUCUAUGCUGCUGUUGGCCGUCAGAGGACCAUUUCUCUAUUAUCUCUCUCUCUUAUGUGAUUGUAUUCAGGUUUUUUGUUUGUUUUUAUUGUGCUGUAACCCUUUUUGGUAUAGAUUGUCCAAAAUGGCAGGUCAAGCAAUAAAAAAAUAAAUUCUUAAA
Astyanax mexicanus (Mexican tetra) is the source of this 4149-nucleotide messenger RNA. It is a transcript of the gene prkar1aa, whose product is annotated as protein kinase, cAMP-dependent, regulatory, type I, alpha (tissue specific extinguisher 1) a. The record is from RefSeq and is a predicted model, not a curated record. The coding region runs from base 167 to 1306 and encodes 379 amino acids. Gene Ontology annotation, biological process: regulation of protein phosphorylation. Gene Ontology annotation, molecular function: cAMP-dependent protein kinase regulator activity. The transcript is spliced from 11 exons. Gene Ontology annotation, cellular component: cAMP-dependent protein kinase complex. NCBI's taxonomy places the organism in Eukaryota, Metazoa, Chordata, Actinopteri, Characiformes, Acestrorhamphidae.